CCUCAUCUAGCCUAUCCUACCAUGCCCUGCGGUGUGUGUGGAAUGGAUGUCCCGCACCACUGACAAACAGUUGUUGCGGCACGGUUUCUAAUAAUGGACUUUGAAACGAAGAUUUAUACCAGAAUCGGUGGAUAUGGACGAUAUAACCGAAUUGUUUCCAUAUUCAGCUGGUUUCCGAACUUUGCUGUGAUGCUGAAUCUUUUUUGCGACGUUUUUUACACACUUAUUCCCGGGUCGUACCACUGUAAACCCGACCCGACCCUUUUACCUUCAUCUUUUCUUUUCAGUAAUUAUUCCAGACAAGGGUAUCUACAUUUUGCCAUACCGUGGGUGAAUGGCUCUGGACUGAGUCACUGUGAACUUUAUAAAUACCCUAGAAACGUCUCCAACUUCAUAGACAGCAUUCCAAAGGAGAUAGUGCCAUGUACGAGAGGAUGGGAGUACGACCAAGCUGCGGCCCUUCAAAGCAACUACGUUACAGAGUGGAACCUAGUGUGUGGGGACUACUGGAAGAUUCCUCUGCAGCACAUCUGCUUCAUGACAGGGUGGAUUGUGGGAUAUGUCCUCCUGGGCACAGUGUGUGACUGGUUGGGUCGUCGACAGGGCUUCCUGCUGUCUGUGUCUCUGUCCGGUCUGUUAGGAGUAGCUGUGUGUCUGUCCAACAGCCCUGUAGUGUUUCUGCUGCUACGCCUGUCUCAAGGCGCCAUGUUGGCUGGGGUCUUCCUCUCCUCUUACCUCGCCAGACUGGAGCUGUGUGACCCUCCCCAUCGUCUCAUGGUUGAAAUGGUCAGUGGCUUCUUUGCCGUUGUGGCAGAGCUCUUGUUGCCAGGGCUGGCGGUGCUGUGUCGUGAUUGGCCAGUUCUUCAAGCAGUGGCAACCUUGCCACUGCUCCUGCUGCUCUCCUAUUGGUGCUGUCCAUCAGUGUUUCCAGAGUCUCCCCGCUGGCUUCUGGCCACAGGUCAGAUCCACCAGGCUAAGAGGUGUCUCCAGAGCUUCUCCACCAGGAAUGGAGUGUGUCUCCGUGAGGACAUCUACCCUGCUGAGAACCUGCUCUCAGAGAUAGAUGCGGAGUACCCAGAUGAUACCCAGCCUGGCUACCACUCAGUCCUGGAGUUGCAUUCCACCCGAGUGAUCUGGAGGAACUGCCUCAUCCUUAGCUUUACUAUGUUCAUAGGCACAGGCAUCCAGUACUGUUUCACCAGGAACCUCCGCAGCUACUCCCACAACUUCUACUUUAGUUACUUCCUGCGUGUGCUGACUGGAGCUCUGGGCUGUAUCUUCCUCUGCCUGUCCGUCAACCGCUUUGGUCGCCGUGGUAUCCUGCUGCUGUCUGCCAUUAUCACCGGCCUGUCCUCACUGCUGCUGCUGGCCCUCACACAGUAUCUGCGUGGAGUGCUGGUGUUGGUGCUGUCUGUGCUGGGGCUCCUCUUCUCCCAGGCCCUGGCCAUGCUCAGUGCAUUCUUCGCCAGUGAGGUCAUGCCCACCGUAGUCCGUGGUGGAUGUCUGGGGCUGGUGCUAGCGGCUGGCUGUAUGGGCAUGGCUGCCUCCUCUAUGAUGGAGCUCCAGAACAACAGGGGUUACUUCCUCCACCACGUCAUCUUCGCCUCCUUCGCCGUCCUCUCAGUGCUGUCCAUCAUGCUGCUGCCGGAGAGCAAGCGCAAGCCGCUACCCGACUCCCUGAAGGACGGAGAGUGCCAGCGACGGCCCCCUCUCUUCCUGUCCCGUGAAGACAACCUGCCCCUGCUCUAUACCCGCCGCCGAGCUUCCGAGUACAGCCCUGAUAACUACUCACGCCUGGUCUCCACCACCAGGAAGAUGCUCAUCAAAGACAAUUUACCCUAUAAGAUCGUCGCGCCCUCCCAGCCCCCACUGCUGCCUUCCAACGGCGAGGUGCACUGCAUACUGGAGGAAGAGGCACUAAGAGAAGACUUGUCCUAGCAGCCUCUAACUACCAUCCUCCUCUCCCACAGAGAGACCUUGCCUCAAACCCACUGGAUAUCUCUCCCUCGUAUCAUCCACUGGGCUAGCUGGCUGGUUCCCUUUCACCAGACUGAGACACAGUGAUCCAGACUCGUAUCGCUCUGAACGACGGCUCUUCGUGAAUAUUUUGAAGGGGAGAGUUGGAGAUGAUAUGUGGAUUUACUGUGUCUUUUUUUUGUGUUGUGCCAAAUGUUUCAAACUAUACAAAAAAACAAUGUGUGUGUACUUGCACAGACUACUGAAAGACUAUGCUAGUGCUAGGCCUUUGUUUUUGUAUUGAUGGAGAACUGCUGUUUCUAAGACUGUGUUAACACCCUCUCUUCUCUAGGUUGUGCAGUAUGGUGCUAUGGCUCUAUUAACCACUAAGGCUAAAGGCUCACUUGAGAAGCGUUGCUUGUCCACUUAACUGGUGACUCAUGCUUUUCAUUACUGCUGUCUUGUGCUGUGACUGCAGAGAGAGAGAGAGAGAGCAGGGUCCUGACUGUUACUUAAUCUGAUUCACUGGUGACUCAACGAGGGGAACUCAAAGAUAGAAGUCAGUUUGGCUCAAACUGGAAUGUAUUGUAGCCCCUUGUUUGAUAAGGGGGGGGGAACACAAUGAAGUAUCAGUCACUGAUAAUAUGACCUAAGUUAUGACCUUAGCAAUGAAAUGUCAUUACAUCCUGUCCACUUGUUGGACAUGUGUUAAGAACAUGAGAUGUUGUCACAUGAUGAUUUGCACCCGGAACAAAGUUCCUAGAUAAAGAGUUGCUUUAGAUUAUUAAAAUGUGCUUAGGUCAUGACCUCUACUCUGAGUCAUUAUAAACUUUCAAAUGGGACUUUACCUCGUAUUGUGUAGUAGUUGUAUCACAUCCAUCUCUCUGCCUUAAACUGUGAACUUUCCUUUUCAAAGAAGGCAGUUGCUAGGACAUGAUACUUAACAUUCUAGAAGUCAUUUAACUGAAUAUACAUUUUUAUCAACUAUUAAACCACUUUUCACUGCUCUCUUUGGUAUUUGACUGUGGUUUGAGGUUUGAGUUGUUGCCCUUCUUGGCCUAUCUGUGGAACUGUUUUACAUUAUUGUUGGAUAGGAUGUUUACACUCUUAUUAUUCCAACUCAUUCUCUUUCAUCCCCCUCUGUUUUGCUUGCAUGGGAACAAUCCCCCUGCACAGUAAGUUGAUUUGGGAAGGAAUCAACUUUCCCCCACAGCGGACAAUAUUCUGUUCUUCUGGAGAUACUUAUAUUAAAUUCAAUAUACAAAGUAUUAUAUUAUUUUCAGCAAUGAAUAAGUUGUCCAACUCUCAGAAGUUUAAUUUGAUUUAUUUGGAAGCUGAGGCCAUAUAAUGUUGAUUUACUGUUUGCCCCUCUACACAUUUCUCAAAAAAAUUUAAAAUAUCUGAAAAAGUAGCAAAAAUUAUGUCCUCAAGCAUCAAUUAAAGAAAUGCACAAUUUCCUUUCAGAUUAUGAAAAACACACUGUCCCUCAGACCCGGCCAGGACAUUUUCAACAAUGCUAUCCAACUUUUGACAUCAACAGGGUCUUAAAAAGGUCAUUUUUUUAAAAGUUGGUCCACUUUUUCUAUUUUUAACUUUAUUCGCUUGUUCACCUCACUUUUCAAAAAUGAAAUCUGUUAAACAGUUAAUCAAGUUUGUAUGGCCUAAACUGAAAAUGUGUUGGAGUUCUGCACUGUGCGUCAUGUCUGAUACAAUGCUUACCACAAGAUGGUGCUGUUCUCUUAUAAAUAUAUCGAAUGUACAAAAUCCACCAUUUGUCUUUCUCAACUGGGUGUUAUGUUUGAUUAUCAACAGUCAGAUUUUUGUACUUUGAAGAAUUGGAAAUGUUAUGAGUGUGAAUAAAAUAAUGGCCAGGUGCUUGGAGUUAGUCCAAACACACCAUUGCCAAACAGCCUAGUUCAUGAAGUCAGUUUGUACAGCAUUCUCAAAAUGAUUGAACCAGAUGGGAUAAUAGACACAGUUUUGUUGAAUGAAACACACCGUUCUGGCCUGGCCUUGAAUUUGAAUUGUAUAUGUGAAAAUGAAGUUAAUUGUGCUCAUUGGACAGUGUUCCAUUAAUGUUCUAUUGACUCUAAGGCUGUAUAAGAACAGGGGAAGGAAGUAAAGCAGAUGUUGUCUCAACCAUAAACUCCCCUCCGAAAGCU
Coregonus clupeaformis (lake whitefish) is the source of this 4118-nucleotide messenger RNA. RefSeq names its product putative solute carrier family 22 member 31. The coding region runs from base 94 to 1938 and encodes 614 amino acids. The transcript is spliced from 9 exons. Gene Ontology annotation, cellular component: membrane. NCBI's taxonomy places the organism in Eukaryota, Metazoa, Chordata, Actinopteri, Salmoniformes, Salmonidae. Gene Ontology annotation, molecular function: transmembrane transporter activity. The record is from RefSeq and is a predicted model, not a curated record. Gene Ontology annotation, biological process: transmembrane transport.